CUACUGCUGUUGCCACUCUUCUGUCUUCGCUUUCGCUUCCACCAGAAACUUCGGACAGAGAAAGAGAGCGACUUUUUGAGGGAGAAUCAGAUAAAACCCAUUUCUAUUUUUCACUUUCCUCUUCUUUUCUUGCUAUUUAAAUGACUCAUGGAAGAUCUCUGCUUCUAUCUCUGAACGAUUUAUUUAUCUGGUUUAAGGGUAUCUUCCAUUUUCAAGUGUUUGCUUAAAAUAUUCAUUUAUGGUGGAUUCUUUCUCUCAAGAAUCAGGUUAGAACCAGACCCCACUUACUAUUACUACCCUCUCAUGUAAAAAAUUUUAGCUCUCAAAUUUGAGUGAAGGGGAAGGAAAAAGGAAUUGUGGGUUGUAUUGGGUUUUUAAUUCUGUGGAAGGAAUCGUUGAUAUGUAAAUGAGUCGGAUUGGUGUUUGAUCUUUGUGCUGGAAGAGAAUAUACGGUUUCUGGGUGUUCCCAUAUGAUCUGUGGGAUGUCAGAGAGAAGAGAAAAUAGAUGGCUUAUGGAGCAUACCCAUAUGAGGAUGUCAUGGAUUCAGUAUCAAAUCAAGCAAAAACAUGGUUACUUGACAUAUUCGCCGCCUCUUUCUCCUUCUUCAAUGUCUCCAUAUGCUACUAAUUUUCAUAAAGGAUCAACCCCUUCAUCUUCAUCACCGCCGUCUUCUAGUACAAGAAUUAGCGCUGCAGUUCUUUUCAUUAUAGUGAUUCUUGCAGUACUGUUUUUCAUCUCUGGUUUGCUCCACUUGCUUGUUAGGUUCCUUAUAAAACACCCAUCUUCGUCGGCUUCGUCUCAAUCUAAUAGAUACCCUGACGUCUCUGGACCAGAUGCUCUUCAAAGACAACUACAGCAGCUUUUCCAUCUCCACGAUUCUGGUCUGGAUCAGGCCUUUAUUGAUGCUCUUCCUGUUUUCCAGUACAGAGAGAUUGUAGGUCUGAAAGAGCCAUUUGAUUGUGCUGUUUGUUUAUGCGAGUUUUCUGAGAAAGACAAGCUGAGAUUGCUUCCUAUGUGCAGCCAUGCUUUUCACAUCAAUUGCAUAGAUACUUGGCUGUUAUCUAACUCCACAUGCCCUCUUUGUAGAGGGACUCUUUUUGCUCCUGGAUUUUCCAUCGAAAAUCCAAUGUUUGAUUUUUAUGAUUUAAGAGAAUAUGAUGGAUGCCCUAGUAAUGGAGAAAAUGGGUUCUCUUCUAGGCAAAAAACUGUGGAAAUUGAAGAGUCUGUUGUUGAAAAGGGUGUUUUACCUGUGAGACUUGGUAAAUUCAGGAGGCCGAAUGAUGGAACAGGGGAGGCAGGAGGAGAGACUAGCAGCAGUAAUUUAGAUGCAAGAAGAUGUUUUUCAAUGGGUUCUUAUCAGUAUGUGCUUGGUGAUUCAGACCUCAGGGUUCCCUUAGGCACUGACCAGCAUGGCCGUGAUGCUAAGCUCGAAAAACGAAAUGGGGAUCUUUCAGUUGAUGGGGAUUUGGAGGGAAAGAAGAUUAGUAGUGGAACCAAACGUGAGAGCUUCUCUGUAUCUAAGAUAUGGCUUUGGUCUAAAAAGGGCAAGUUUUUGGGAUCCUCAGAUACUCAGAUGGAUAUGCCUUCUUCACUUAACAGGGAAUUGCCAUGGAUGGUUAGAACACAAGAAAAUUGAAAGAUUUGAUUAUUUUGCCAACGCUCUGAGCACAUUAGCAAUCAUUUGUUUGUUGGAUAUUCACGAGAGAAGGUUAAUCCAUAGAAUUUAAUUAUUGGAGUGGAGGACAAGUUUCCAUACAUUGGAAUGCAAGUUGGCAAUAUGAAUGCUUUGAUAUCUUGAUUUCUGAAUGGAAAUGUCUAAUUUUCCAGCUACAAAAAUGCUGCUGGAAAGUAAAUUCUGAAAUGCUAAAAGAUAAUUGUAUCCUUUUCACUCAUCCUUGACUUGCUUCUUCUCAUUAGUGUUACCUUUUGCAUGGAAUCAUUUUAAAUGUCAACCUUUGUUCAUAGUAAACAAGACAAGCAUAAGAUGGGAUAUUCUCAUAAUCUCCAUUUAUUUGCUAAGCAUUAGAAAAAUUUUCUCACUCAAAUGUUCAUAUUCGCCCGUUUGAAUCAUUGGAUGAUGGGUGUUUUUGAUGUUUUGUUUUUGUCAUCCUUUGUUCUUUGUUCUUUGAUUUCUUCCUGGAUUGAUGCAUAGUGAUUUUGGGAUUAUGUGUUCUGAAUCUUGUUGUUGAGGUUUUGGGUUUGGGCAGUUGGGGCAGUAGUGAAGGUGGGAUCCAUGAGAGCACCAUCACAUAAUUUUUCAGUCUUCUGAAUGAGACCUGUGAUUGAAAUCUUGGCUGUAGCAGCAAAUUGUGUGGGGUCAAUACGUUUUUUCCUCUACCCAUGUGGUCAUGUUGAAAACUUACCCCCUCCCCUCUCUCUUUCCUCCUUAAUUAAUCCGCAUUAAGUAAUUAAAACUUGAUAUUUGUCAAUGGCAGCGGCAAGUUUGAGAAGAUAGUUCUACACCCCAAGUGAGUGGGAAAUUUACUAUCUAAUCCCUCUAGUAUGAGAAAUAUCUUUUUAAUCAUACUUUGGACUAAAAUCCAGUUGUCUAGUAGCUUUACAGAGACAAAAAAAAACAAAAA
This is a messenger RNA of Manihot esculenta (cassava), 2583 nucleotides long. Its product is annotated as RING-H2 finger protein ATL46. The record is from RefSeq and is a predicted model, not a curated record. Lineage: Eukaryota; Viridiplantae; Streptophyta; Magnoliopsida; Malpighiales; Euphorbiaceae. The coding region runs from base 471 to 1637 and encodes 388 amino acids. The transcript is spliced from 2 exons.